UUUUGUUUUUUUUAUCAUGCAGUAGAUGCACUCUAGAAUUGAAAACACUUCCGUUUCUUUCAACAAAGGAGUAUACCCGUAUCACUGGAAUAAAGGAUGUCAGCUUUUCAACGCUUAGGUCGGACAAAAAGGUGGAAGACUUUUUUGACAACAUUAAUCCUAUUUUUGCUAGUGUUAAAGAGCAAUAUACUGUGUCGAUUUGUCUGUGUUUGGAACGAUGAAGGAAAGGAAGCAACAUCGUACAGUAUGGUACAAGCAUACGUAGAAAAGGGGCUUAUUAAAUAUAAUGCAGUGUCUGCUUCCUGUAAAGACCGUGGCAAAUCCCUGAAUUUGCUGAUAAUGAUACCAAGCCGGAUUACAAAUUUUAAGCAAAGAGCAGCCCUAAGGAAAUCUUGGCUUUCCACUACCAAAACAAAUAACACUGUACAUCAUAUUUUCGUUCUCGGAAAGAGUGAUAAUGCAUUUUAUAAUGACAUUGCAAGUGCAGAAAGUAACAUUUUCAACGAUAUAAUAAGUCUAGAUAUUACUGACACCAAUGAAAAUGAAACUUUGAAAUCCAUAGGUAUUUUGCAGUGGGCACAUGUGAAUUGUGCGCGCGUUACCUAUCUGCUUAAAAUAAAUGAUGACGUUUUUCUCAACAUUCAUAGUCUACUGAAGUACCUUAAUCGUACCAAACCGUUGAAUGCAAUUAUUGGAUGCAGACAGGAUCGAAUACAAAGGUUUCAUCUACCUUUCCUAAAGAAACGCGACAGUUCUUUCAUGAAUGUUGAUUUAACUCAUCCUGUGUAUAUCCGUGGUUCAGCGUACCUUAUUUCCGGAGACAUACUCUCCAAGCUGUACUUGGCCACUCAACGUGUUCCAGUGUUCCUUUUCGAGGAUAUUUAUAUCACUGGUUUGUGUAGGCAAUACAUUAAAGCUGAUGCCAUCGGAAAUUCAGGUUUCAGUUGUGGGUAUCGUGAAAAAGGACCAUGUGGAUCUAAUUUCCGGUAUUCCAUAACAGGCAAUCAGUAUCGCCCAGAAGAAAUUGUUCGUAUGUGGAAGGAACUUAAAGACAGAUGGUCAGACUGUCGUUUGCUUGAUAACUACUGGGUUUCACGUACUUUUGAUGUGUUGAGGAACAUGCUCUUUUAACGAUCUACAUGCACUGUUUUAAGGUAGCUCAUUACACUUAAAUUUCAUUUAAUGGUUCGUUAAAACACCUCUCAUGAUGUAUGAUUUCACCAUCGAAAGAGUGAUACAAGCUCUUAAUCAUUUCAUAUUUUCUUUUUGUGUGCGAUUUUCCGGACUGAUAAAAAAGGUGUAUUGUUUGCAAAUAAGAGAUUCUAGGGUCCAAAUUUUGCUGUGAUUUGGUGCAUGAUACGAAUAUGUAAUAAAAAAUGCCUAAAAGAUUCAGAUACAUCUGUACAUGUAGAAGCGUUCUAAAUUUUUAGAUUGAUUGAUUGUUUGUUUGAUGUUUUCCGCCACACUCAACAAUUUUUCAGUUAUCUGGUGGCGCCCAGUUUUUAUUGGUGGAAGAGAGAACCCAGAUACAAUGUACCUGGGAAGAGACCACCGACCUUCCGAAAGUAAACUGAGAAACAUUCUCACUUACUGGCGCGAGCGGGAUUCGAACCCGCGCCGACAGAGGUGAGAGGCCGAUGCUCUUACCACUCGGCCACUGUAAAUUUUUAGAAGAAAAUAUUCAUGAGAAUUGAAAACGUCAUUUGUUAAUUUUCUUUAAAUCUACGGAUAAAAUCUUCAAAAAUAUGCAAGUCGGAACAGAAAUAUAUCGAAGAAAUAUAUUAUAAAAAGAAAUGGAAACGAAAUGUCCAAAUUUUAGAUAUAAUCACUAUUUCCAAACUGAAGAAAAAAGUACCGAUCCCGAUCACAAUUGAUAGAAAUUACUAAAAUAAUCAUAUUGCUGCUAAUCGCUUGCACUGUUCAUCAAGAAAUUAGUUUUCCUUAUAAAGUCGUUUAAUUUGCAAAAAAAAAAUUACAUCAAGGGAAUGUAGUUUUCUGAUUGUAAUGUUCUCUAUGACUACUUUUUAUAAUUCCGAUCGGGCUUAGUUCAAAUUCGAAAAAUCGUAAUAUUUCUGAAUUUUGACCAUGUCAUUUCAAUUUCUUUUUAAAAUAUAUUUCUCUUUUUACUAAUUGACAUGUUUUUUGAAGAUUUUAUCAAUAGAUUAAAAAAAUAUUACAUGUAGAACGUUUUCAAUUUUCAUAAAUAUUUUUUAAUCUAAAUUAUUAGAACGUCUAUCUGAGUCGUUUAGGCAUGUUUUCUUAUAUGCAUGUACUCAUAUUGUGCAUCAAAUCACAGCAAAAUUUUAACUAUAUAGUAUCUUAUUUCCAAAUAAAGUACCGUUUUUAUCAUUCCAGGAUAAAUCACAAAAAAAUCAUAAAAUACUUGAGAGCUUGUAUCACUUUUUCGAUGGUGAAAUCAUACUUCAUAAGAGGUGUUUUAACGUGCCAUUAAAUAAAACUUUAGUACAAUGAGCUACCUUUAGUUAAUUAUGUCAGUAAUUAUAAGCAUAGUAAAUCAAAAAUUGUUUGAUGUUUAUUAUUUUUGGCAUGUCUGUUUGUCUGCAAUGUCAACCUAAAUGUCGGUAAAUGGCCUUGAAUUCCUACAAAAUGCAUGUAUCAACGCUUUAUUACACAUGAUUUAACCAUUUUAAUGGGUAUCGAGAUUCCUUCAUUUCUCGAGAGUUGGACUUUUCCUCUCAACAAUAACUACAUAUGCACAUGUACAGAGUGAUAAUACACGUACGACUUUGGACUUCAGUGAUCUGUGUAGAUGUACGUGCUCCCCUUACCGUUUAGUUCUUUAAAACAAUUUUGUUUGUACAAAUCGAAGAGAAGUGACGAUAGCAACAAGAAUGGCUUAAAACACUAUAACAUUGUUGAUUAAAAUCUUGGGCAACUUGGACAUAUUUGUUUGGAACAGAAGGGAAUCCCCCAAGUUUAUAGCAAACCAAUCAAAUUUUGGCCUUAGAAUUAUCUUUAAUCCGCAUUGACUAUUGAUGUCCACAUUUUUAUAACAUUCAAUUUGUCAAUGCUGUUGAAAAAUGAGACGACGGAGAAAUGCGCCUAUGUAAUACAUUUCAUUGCUUAAAUGUUGCACUCAUUUUGUAAAAAUACUCGUACAUGUAUAUGUGUGCAAGAAAAUAAGCAAACAUUUACUCAUAACUGAUCAAAAAUACCCCCAUUAUACACCCUAAAUCAAAGACUUUUUGAAUAUUUAAAGAAUGUUUUACUGGGGGCCCCCAGUGUACCCCUUACAAGUUAAGUUAAACUGGCUCACUGGGCGACUCCCCAGUUACCCCAGAAAAUUUUCACAUGCGGCCGAUAUUGUCCAUUUCAGUAUAUCCCGAAAGUGUCAUUGCUGUUAUAUGAAUAAAUUGGUAAUCGUU
This is a messenger RNA of Ostrea edulis (European flat oyster), 3386 nucleotides long. RefSeq names its product beta-1,3-galactosyltransferase 1-like. The record is from RefSeq and is a predicted model, not a curated record. Gene Ontology annotation, cellular component: membrane. Gene Ontology annotation, molecular function: hexosyltransferase activity. Bases 97 to 1131 code for a protein of 344 amino acids. Lineage: Eukaryota; Metazoa; Mollusca; Bivalvia; Ostreida; Ostreidae. The transcript is spliced from 2 exons.